AUGUCAAUUGUCAUAUUUAAAAAUAAAUUAGUAAACAUUUUCGAUAUAUAUCAUAUAUAUAGAUCUCAGGCAGAGAUGACGAACCAAGCUUCACCAGUAGAGGAGCAGGAAAAGCUCCUCGAAGAAGCUUUAAAUGUUGUCAAAGUGCAGGCUUUCCAAAUGAAAAGAUGUUUGGACAAAUCGAAACUUAUGGACGCACUUAAACAUGCAUCUACUAUGCUGGGGGAGCUUAGGACUUCUCUUUUAUCACCCAAAAGCUAUUAUGAGCUAUAUAUGGCAAUAACGGAUGAACUAAGACACUUAGAGCUUUACCUUCUUGAAGAGUUUCAAAAGGGUCGCAAGGUUGCCGAUUUAUAUGAGCUAGUACAAUAUGCUGGUAACAUUGUACCACGCUUAUAUCUGCUUAUUACUGUUGGUUUAGUGUAUAUCAAGACUAAUACAAACCUUCGAAGGGAUCUAUUGAAGGAUCUUGUUGAGAUGUGCCGUGGUGUACAGCAUCCUCUAAGAGGACUCUUCCUGAGAAACUACUUACUGCAGUGUACAAGAAAUAUUUUGCCUGAUACCACUGAAGCCCCAAAUGAAAAUGAAGGGACUGUGCGAGAUGCAAUUGAUUUUGUUCUUAUGAACUUCGCGGAAAUGAACAAGCUGUGGGUGCGAAUGCAACAUCAAGGCCAUUCAAGAGAUAAGGAGCGUAGAGAACGUGAACGUUCAGAACUCAGGAUUUUAGUGGGGACUAAUUUGGUCAGACUGUCCCAAUUGGAGUCCGUAGGAGUCGAGGACUAUAGAAGACUAGUGCUCCCUGGAAUCCUGGAGCAGGUAGUAAGCUGUCGGGAUGCUAUAGCACAGGAGUACCUCAUGGAAUGUAUAAUACAGGUAUUCCCGGAUGAGUUCCAUCUGGCCAAUCUGCAACCGUUCCUCAAAUCUUGCGCAGAGUUGCAACCCGGUGUUAAUAUAAAGAAUAUCAUUAUAGCUUUGAUUGAACGCUUGGCUGCAUAUAGUCAGAGAAACGAGGGUAACGUUAACCUAAGCGUCGUUCUAGAAGAUGGAAAAGAGCAAGAAGUUCAGCUAUUUGAAGUGUUCUCAGACCAGGUCGCCGCUAUUACCCAGAGUCGUACAGAUAUGCCGUCCGAAGAUAUGUUGUCGUUGCAACUAGCAUUAUUAAAGCUGGCUCAACGCUGUCACCCGGAUAAGCUAAGCUAUGUGGAUAGAGUUUUGGCUCAUACUGACAGGAUUUGUGCUGAUAUACAACAAACAAGUGGAAAGGACCACAUAGAACACAACACGGCUGUUUUCAAAGAGCUGAUGAAAAUUCUCAAACUACCCGCGGAUCACUACAAAAAUAUUCUCACGCUGAUAAAACUUCAGAAUUACGCGCCACUGAUUAAGAGACUUAAUCAACCCGGAAGAUUGAUGAUCGCCGUCCAUUUGGUUAAUGAUGUUCUUGAGAGUGAUACGACGGUGUCUGUGCCCGAAGACGUGGAUGCUGUACUGUCAAUGGUGGAUGUUUUAGUAAAAGAUCAAUCUGAUCAAGUUGAGGAGAGCAUCACUGAAGAUUUUGUUGAAGAACAAGGACUUAUGGCUAGGCUAAUACAUCAUUUCAAAUCGGAGUCAGCUGAUCAGCAGUACCAGAUAUUAAGCGCAGCAAGGAAAGCGCUGCAAAGUGGCGGCGCCAAGCGGAUACAGCAUACAUUCCCACCAAUCGUAUUCCACGCUUACCAACUCGCAUUUACCUAUAAGGAACUCAAGGAUCAGGAUGAGAUGUGGGAAAAGAAAUGCCAAAAGAUUUUCCAGUUCUGUCAUCAAACCAUCAGUAUGCUCGUGAAGGCUGAAUUGGCUGAACUGCCCUUGAGACUAUACCUACAAGGAGCGCUAGCGAUCGGUGAAAUUGGUUUUGCGAAUCACGAGACCAUCGCAUACGAAUAUUUAUCUCAAGCCUUCUCCUUGUAUGAAGACGAGAUCUCCGAUAGCAAAGCACAGUUGGCAGCUAUAACACUAAUUAUAGCGACCUUCGAGCAAAUCAAUUGCUUUGGCGCUGAAAACGCUGAACCUAUGCGUACCCAGUGCGCGCUGGCAGCCAGUAAGUUGUUAAAGAAGCCGGACCAAAGUCGCGCAGUGGCCCUUUGUGCUCAUCUCUUCUGGAAAGGCGCUAAAGAUGGAAAACAGUGGCCGCUGAACGAGGCGUCUAGAGCACUCGACUGUCUGAAGAAAGCUGCCAGGGUCGCGCAACAGUGUAUGGACGGUGGCAUCCAAGCUCAGCUGUUGGCCGAACUGCUGGGCAGAUACGUGCUACUGAGGGAACGGGGCAACGACGCGCUCACUACUAAUCUCAUACAGGCGAUAAUACAAAAGAUCCGGGAAGAGCUCGCUAAUCUUGAUCAAAGUGAAGAAGUAGAACAAGUGACCAAGCACUUCCACAACACACUUCAGCACCUUCAGAGUCGCCUCGACUGUCCCGAUCCAGACUCCUUGGGAUACGAGGGACUCCAGCUCGCCUAA
Messenger RNA from Leptosia nina, 2496 nucleotides. NCBI's taxonomy places the organism in Eukaryota, Metazoa, Arthropoda, Insecta, Lepidoptera, Pieridae. The record is from the annotation of a GenBank genome assembly.